GCUGAGAGUAUAUGUUUACUGAUUUCGUAUAACACUAGACCGAUACGUACUGACGGGGAAAGACAAUUCGAAUCAUGGCUGAUGCAUUAAAGAAUGCUAUUGCUCAGAGUCUGGAGUGUCCUGUAUGUCUGAAUACCUUCACCGAUCCAAAGAUCCUGUCUUGUUCUCACACCUACUGCAAGACCUGUCUGGACAACCUCUUGGAUUGCCAUGGUAACGACCAGAUGCUCCGAUGUCCUGUCUGCAGAGCUGAAACCCAGGUCCCAAACCAGGAUGUCAGCAAAUUACCGGCAAAUCUAGCUUUGAAGUCUCUCAUAGAGGACGUAAAGAAUCAAUACCAAUUUUGCACGAAUUGUAAAUCCAAGGAGGCCCAAGCUGUUGUCUACUGUCAAGAUUGUGGCAAGUAUUUCUGUAGCACUUGCCACAACAAACACUCUCAGUGGCCAGACUUCAUCAGUCACGAUGUCUUAGCCAUGAGUGAGAUCGUAUCAGGCAAGGUGUCAGUACGUAGGUACCGUAAAUGCAGGAAACACCCCAAAGAUGAUGAGGAGUGGUUCUGUUCCGACUGCAGGAGAUUUGCCUGCUUCAAGUGUGUUGUCAUGGAGCAUACAAACGAAGGACAUAGGGUCAUUGAGGCAGCUGUUUAUGAAAGCAACCAUGUGAAGAGUAUCGAGGACCUCAAAUCCAAGGCAGACAAGAAACGCUCUUGCUUUCAGAAAUACAUUGAUUUCAUUGAUGAACAGAAGGAGCAUGUGAGCAAUGUUCAGAAGCAGUGCACAGAUGAUAUCAACAAAGCAUAUGAAGAAUCAGUCCGGCAGUUGACAAAGAAGAAAGAAGUCCUUAUUGGUGAAGUCAAGGGUAGGACUGAAGGAGUAGAGAAAGAACUGGACGAAAUUAAGAAAUCGGCUCAGGAGCACAUCACUCAUUUCACCACCAUAGCUGACGUGGUAACCAAUAGAACAAAGAUACCGUUAGAUACAGAUGCUUUGGCUGCCCACGACACUCUAUGUCAAGACUUACAAGAGGCUUUGAAACAAGAAGAUCCUGACUACAAGCAGUCGAUUCAAUUGAGCAGAAAAGGAAAAAGUGUCAGUUUCAAGAGGAACGUUGGAAUGGACGAGCUAGCUCUCGGUAAGAUUGCAAAUGCAUUUGCAUUUAAGAACAUCGCUUUGCCCACUAAGAAUAGCAUGAAUAUAAUGGUUGGUACACCAGACGGUAGGAUGGCAGUGGGAUGUGACACGGGUGGCGUGGAGAUCUUCUCUGCUGAUGGCCAGCUCCAGCAGACAGUUCUCAAGGGUGUUAAGAUUCGUGGAGUAGGGUUCCUCUCUGAUGAUCGGUAUGUUAUACUCGAUUGCUCAAACAAUAUCUCACUGUACAGACUACAGUACACAAAGUUGAAUGUCGUGUUUGAGACUCUGUAUAACGAUGAAGGUGAAUGGGCCAUUCUCAAUGUAGGCGGUGAUGAUCAGAUCUAUGUCAGCUACUGGAAAGCUCAGAAGAUCCAGGUAUUCUCACCAGCAGGUGGGAAGGCGAUCAGGGAAAUACCAUGUGAUGGGUAUGAACCUCAGCAGAUUACUAGUUAUAAUGAUUACCUAGUCACCAGAUCUUGGGAUGCAAUACGAUUGAUUGAUAAAGAAGGAGUUGUAAAAUAUGAAUUAAGGGAAUUAGGUUAUUUCCCAUACGCCACUGUGUCUCAAGGAAAUACAAUCCUGAUAGCCAAGGUCAAUCACGAUGUAGGUUUGGUCAGCAUCGAUGAGUACACUAACGAGCUGAAGCAUGUCCAGAAACUUGUCAUUGAUUACAAGAUUGAGAAGCCUGAAAGAAACUGGUACUUUAUGCAGCAGUACCAAUCAGGAGAGAUCGCUUUCUGCACUCCUGAUAGACUCUAUAUAUUCCACUGGAAAUAAUGGAUGAGUCAGCCUUACUUGCCCUGUAUGAUAACACUGAUAACCUUAGGCCAGUAGAGGGGGAGGGGGUGUGUGCGACCGGACAUAUUUUUAGAAUAAAACGAGAAUACUGAAAAAUGAAGAAUAACAUCUUUUUUCGUUAAACAAAACGGGCCCAUGCCCGCCCCCUAUUUCAAAAGCUUCAAAUAGGCCUUGUGUUUCUAUAUAAAAUCCAAAUGCAUCAGUUAAAUCUUGGACUAGGUGACAUGGAGUUUGGGUGAAAUGAAGAUCAAUGUGAAUGAUUGAACCUUUCUUAAAUAAAUAUUAACCUUUCUUUUGAUAUAUUUCUGACUUGUUAAUCUUUCGAGAUUUUGUCGUUGAUAAUUAAUUUACAUGCGAAUCUGAAUUUUGGUAGGUGUUGUAAAUAUACAAAUGAUGUAGACUUAAUUUGAUUGUGGACUAAAAGAUUAUUUUACAGUAGGAGAUAAUAAUCCUAAUUAUGGAAACUAUGUGAUCGUAUUGCUGUUUAAUACAAUGAAGUUCGACCUAUUGAUUGUAUGUUGUAUGUUGCAGAAGUAUUGAUAAACCAGUCGUAAAAAUAAGGGUUUACUUUUCAAUUUGAUGAACUGUAGUAUGAUACUUUUUGUUUUCCAUUUUUACCUUCCGUCUGGCAAAAUACAUGGAAGAAACAACAUUGAAGUUGUCGGAAAUAUCAGAUUUUUUUUUCUUUUUCAGAUAUUUCGUUUUGUCUGUGUUUCCAUUUAGAGCAAAUGGUCUUUAUACGUUUUAGAAAAAUCUGAAAAGUUGUGAUUUUAUAGCUACUCUCUGUUCACUUUGUACUAAAGAUAUCAUUAAACAUCUUCCUUCAUUUUCUUUGUCAUACUUGUAUGUGGCCGAAAUAUAAAAUUGUUACAUGUUCCUAUAGGGGCUCAUCAAAAUUGUAUAUAAAACAAAUUAAGAUAUUCUUUGGAAAUUUUC
Molecule: messenger RNA, 2864 nt
Organism: Strongylocentrotus purpuratus (purple sea urchin)
Lineage: Eukaryota; Metazoa; Echinodermata; Echinoidea; Camarodonta; Strongylocentrotidae
Product: tripartite motif-containing protein 2-like
Exons: 2
Coding region: 75-1907 (610 amino acids)
Biological process (GO): positive regulation of DNA-templated transcription
Cellular component (GO): nucleoplasm; chromatin
Molecular function (GO): ubiquitin-protein transferase activity; zinc ion binding
Source: RefSeq, a predicted model, not a curated record